This is a messenger RNA of Owenia fusiformis, 1241 nucleotides long. Lineage: Eukaryota; Metazoa; Annelida; Polychaeta; Sabellida; Oweniidae. The record is from the annotation of a GenBank genome assembly.
UGCGCCCCUGAAGUAAAUAAACACGUUUGAUUUUCGAGAAGUAUAUUCGAAGGACAGAGCUUUAUGUGGUAUUUCGGCAUAUCUUUGCAUUAGAUUUAGUUCACUUGUGAGCAACAAUGGCAUCGUUUAUACGUUCUUCAAAACCGUUAUGUUCGACGGUGCUGUCAAACCUUUGGAAGGCUCAAAACUUGAACGAGAAAAUUGGUCGUAAAUUUUCAACUUCAGCAACCUGCAACAUGGUUUUUAGACAGUUAUUUGACAGUAAAUCAUGGACAUACACAUACCUGUUGGCGGAUGAUGAGAGCAAAGAGGCCGUCGUGAUUGACCCAGUGUUAGAUCUGGUCGACAGAGAUAUUAACAUUGUCAAAGAAUUAGGCCUCACCUUGAAGUAUGGAAUUAAUACUCACGUUCACGCAGAUCAUAUAACAGGUACGGGGGUCAUGAAAAAGCGCAUUGAUGGAUUCAAAAGUGUACUGUCUGAAAAAAGUGGAGCAAAAGCAGAUCUAUUCCUUGCAGAUGGAGAAAAACUCAACUUUGGAAAAUAUGAAAUCGAAGGCAGGUGUACUCCCGGACACACAAAUGGUUGUAUGUCAUUUGUUAUACACAGUGAGAAGUUAGUGUUCACUGGAGAUGCUGUUCUCAUCAGAGGCUGUGGAAGAACAGACUUCCAACAAGGAGAUCCAAGGUUAUUGUACAAUUCAGUGAAGUCAAAGAUCUUUAGUCUACCAGAUGAUUUCUUGUUAUAUCCUGCUCAUGAUUACCUAGGUAUGACAUCAUCUAGUGUUGGGGAAGAGAAGAAACACAAUAAAAGACUCACAAAAUCAAUUGAUCAAUUUGAAGAAAUCAUGAAUAACCUGAAGUUACCCUACCCUAAACAAAUAGACACAGCACUGCCAGCCAAUUUAGUGUGCGGAAUACAAGAUGAUGUAGCAUAAUGGACUGAAAUUUAGGUGACUACAGACAUUAACCAUUCGACAUCAAUAAGGGAAUGUGGCAGCUGCCAUUUAGAAGCAACCAAGAUGCUUAUGUUAAAGGUGGGCCUUGUUGGAAGUAUUGGACAGUGUUUGCACAUGGCAUUAAUAUGCAAACCUACAUGUGAUUUGUCUAAGUUUAUAAGCCAGGGGUACAUUACCAGGGAGUCACUACCUGAAGCUUCUGUUUAUUUAUGAUGCUUGAAUUAGUUGAAUCUUGAUGUCAUAGUCAGAGAACAACUUUAAUAAGGUUUUUGGUAAGGUCUCUUA